AUGUCACUACGGCACCUCGUCCUCGCCGUCCUUUGCUUCCACUCAAUCGGUGUGGCACUGGCGGCGGGGAUGGUUCACCAAAGGAGACAGACAUCAUCUUCUGCAGUUUCAAAUCAACGUAUUAUCGACAAUAUCGAUACAGAUAUUGUAUAUGCUGGCGCUUGGAUGACAAGGGGAGAUCGACUGGUCGAUGGGAGAAAUGCAAGCUACUAUGGCGGCUCUGCUAGUUCGUCCGCGACACACGGCGAUUCUUUUACACUCAAAUUCAAUGGUGAGAAUAGCAUAUGCCUUCCAAACCUCCAAAAGCUGCUCACACUACGACCAAAUGCAGGCUCGUCUGUGACUUACUACGCAUCUUCGUCGCCCAACCAAGCCAAAUUCACUGUACAUCUCGACGGGCGUCACGUUGGAACAUGUACGACCGGCACCACGCCAACCUUUGCCUCCAACGUCGCGCUAUGGACAACCGACUCGCUUUCGCUUGACAAAGAGCACACACUCGAGAUUUCACACGACGACACGGAUGGGACACUGCUCGUCGUUGACAGACUCACGGUCACUCUCCCGGCUAACUCUCCCCCUACCACUCCACCAAACAACGUCGACACCAGCGCCUCCUCGAGCUCUUCCUCCAUCCCGGUGUCAGCUUUUGAGAGUUCAAGGUCUGGACCAUCCAAGGGUGCAAUUAUUGGCGCCGUAUUUGCUGCUGUGAUUGGCGUAGCACUCCUUUUGAUCCUCUUCGUCUUCUUCAUGCGCCGCUAUCGUCGCCAACAGACAGAACAGCCUCCUACAUCCAGCAGCGUGACGAGCAUCUUUGGUGGAGCAGGAUGGAGGCAAGCCAAGGCGAGGAGACAAACCAGUGUCAGCGUCGUGGGCAAUAAAUGGGAAAAUGCCGGGGCGCGACCAAAGUACCAUGGCGUGGCGGGGUUUUUAGCCAAAGUCCGUGAUAACGGCUCGGCGCUUGUGGCGGAUGCUGGGAGCAAGAUCAACGUUCGACGGAAUACACAGCCGACAGAUGAGCGAGGGACGUAUUUGGAAGAUCGAAAGGAGCCAGUCGUCCCGCGCUUGUACCAUGCCUACAAGUCGGGAGCACUCGAAUCGAUGACGGCGUAUGGGAUGCCUGGGUACAAGUUGCAAGAUCCGUCGACUGCUCCUCCCGCACCAACUGCCCCCUUCCAAAUCCCUGUAAAGGGGUCGCCGACAAGAUCGCCUGUUUCGACUUCGUAUACAAACUCUACACUCAUGAACCAUCAAACUUCCAAUUCCAUCUCUCAGACAUUCCAAAUACCUCCGGCAGUCAAUCCAUUUGGCACCCCAAAGCCGACAUAUCCACCACCAAACCAUCCACUCACGCUCAAGUUCGAUGUCGAGUAUCAACAAGCCGUUACCGGCUCUGCUACUACUGCCGCGACACCCGCACAAGCCUAUGCGUCGCAAUUUCGGAAAAAUUCUUCACUAUCGUCUAGUUCUCCUGUGCGAGAUAUUGGGUUUACAAGCCCUAGCACGGGAAACGUCGUGCAUGCGCAUCCGUAUAGCAUCGCCGGCGGCGUUGGAAAUGACCCCGUGACCCACCCAUACGCUUCUGCACACUCGAAUCAUCCUUAUGCAUCCUAUGGACAAGAAUAUACAGGCGCAGCGGAUUCGUCGUCGACGAUUGGACUCACAUUUGGAGUUGGCAACGCAUCUACUGGCCGAAACGCGAGCGGAAGGUCGAGUGCGAACGAUGGCGCAUCUGCGAGUAUUGCAAGUCACGCCGAGUACGAAGGAGGACGAGGAUCGAUCGAUAGCCAAACCCAUUACCAAGGCUUUGGACAACGUCCACGGCCUGGCGCAGCCGAGUUUGGGUUCGGAAGAACUCGAAGCGCGUCGUCGUCUCAUGCAUCGUUGACAAACUGGAGUGGUGCCCCAAGGCUCGGCGGUAGCACUCAAGGCUCGGAUCGGCAUGCAUCGGAAUCACUCGUGUCGGAUGGAGAUGGAGUGGUAGGGUCAGGGACAGGGACAAGACCUCGCUCCAUCUCCUUGUCCAACUCAAUCCUUGGAGGCGCUGCAACGUCGUAUGAAGCAGCGUUGCAACAGAUGCGUGAGCAGCGACAACAAAAACAACCGCAUACGAUUUACCCAUCGUUAUCGAAUUCGCAUUCGCGAUCAGCGAGCAAUUUGCAGUCCCACUCUGCGAAUAAUUCGGUCACGUCGUUGUCGUAUUACCCGGACGCGACGUCUGCAGACGGGCUUGCGAAGUCUUACGUCCCGACAAUACUUGCUCGGCCAGAGUCGAGAGCGAGCACGAAGAGUAGUAAACGCUUCUCAAAUCAGCUCUUCUCGCGAUGA
Messenger RNA from Serendipita indica DSM 11827, 2328 nucleotides. Lineage: Eukaryota; Fungi; Basidiomycota; Agaricomycetes; Sebacinales; Serendipitaceae. The record is from the annotation of a GenBank genome assembly.